CAAGUUUCUUCUAUAAAUACCCCCAGGAAGUCCACUUACAAUUCGCGCCUCCUCUGCCCCCCUCUUCUAAAACCUAUUUCUCUUGCCGCUGCCCUCCCUUCUCUUCUCUCAACCGCUUAAGGAAAGAUGGCGGGUCACAUUGUUGGAUAUCCUCGCAUGGGGCCAAAGAGAGAGCUUAAGUUUGCACUUGAAUCUUUUUGGGAUGGGAAGAGCACAGCUGAGGAUUUGCAGAAGGUUGCAGCCGAUCUCAGGUCUUCCAUUUGGAAGCAAAUGGCUGAUGCUGGGAUCAAGUAUAUUCCUAGCAACACUUUUUCGUAUUACGACCAAGUUCUGGAUACAACAGCUAUGCUUGGAGCUGUUCCACCUCGAUAUGGGUGGAACAGUGGUGAAAUUGGAUUUGAUAUCUACUUCUCUAUGGCCAGAGGAAAUGCUUCUCUUCCCGCUAUGGAGAUGACAAAGUGGUUUGACACCAACUACCAUUUCAUUGUCCCUGAGUUGGGUCCUGACACAAAGUUUAGCUACGCUUCUCACAAGGCCGUGUCCGAAUACAAGGAGGCAAAAGCGCUUGGAAUUGAAACAGUGCCAGUAGUUAUUGGUCCAGUCUCUUAUUUAUUACUCUCAAAACCUGCUAAAGGAGUAGAGAAAUCCUUUUCUCCUCUUUCUCUGUUGGGAAAGGUGCUACCAGUUUACAAGGAGGUGCUUGCUGAGUUGAAGGCAGCUGGUGCCUUGCAGAUUCAAUUUGAUGAGCCCACCCUUGUUAUGGAUCUUGGCUCUCACCAACUGCAAGCAUUUACCGAGGCCUACUCAGAACUAGAAUCUUCAUUUUCCGGUUUGAACGUCUUGGUUCAAACUUACUUCGCAGAUGUUCCUGAGGCGGCAUACAAGACCAUCACUUCCUUGAAUGGUGUUACUGGUUUUGGUUUUGACCUUGUUCGCGGCACUAAGACCCUUGACUUGAUUAAAAGUGGCUUCCCAUCUGGCAAACAUCUUUUUGCUGGAGUUGUUGACGGCAGGAACAUUUGGGCCAAUGAUCUCGCUUCCUCCCUAUGCACUCUUAAGGACCUUGAGGCUAUCGUGGGAAAAGGCAAGGUUGUGGUUUCCACCUCCUGCUCACUCAUGCACGCCCCUGUUGACCUUGUUAAUGAGACCAAGCUGGACAAUGAAAUCAAAUCUUGGUUGGCUUUUGCCGCACAGAAAGUUGUUGAAGUUAAUGCACUCGCCAGGGCAUUGGCUGGUGACAAGGACGAGGCUUUCUUCUCGGCAAAUGCGGCUGCUCAGUCCUCAAGAAAGUCAUCUCCCAGGGUCACUAACCAGGAAGUUCAGAAAGCUGCUGCUGCUCUGAGGGGUUCUGACCACCGUCGUGCUACUAAUGUUACUGCUAGAUUAGAUGCCCAACAGAAGAAGUUAAACCUUCCCAUUCUUCCUACUACCACCAUUGGUUCAUUCCCUCAGACAAUGGAUCUCAGAAGAGCACGCCGUGAAUACAAGGCUAACAAGAUCUCAGAAGAGGAGUAUGUGAACGCCAUGAGAGAGGAAAUCAGCAAAGUUGUCAAGCUGCAGGAAGAGCUUGACAUCGAUGUUCUUGUCCAUGGAGAGCCAGAGAGGAAUGACAUGGUCGAGUACUUCGGGGAGCAGCUUUCAGGCAUUACAUUCACUGUUAACGGUUGGGUGCAAUCAUAUGGGUCACGUUGUGUUAAGCCACCCAUCAUCUUUGGUGACGUUAGCCGUCCAAAGCCAAUGACUGUGUUCUGGUCCUCAAUGGCCCAGAGCAUGACCUCCCGACCGAUGAAAGCAAUGUUGACUGGUCCAGUUACCAUCCUCAACUGGUCUUUUGUUAGAAAUGAUCAACCAAGAUAUGAGACAUGCUAUCAAAUUGCUCUUGCUAUUAAGAACGAGGUUGAAGAUCUGGAAGCCGCUGGUAUUCAGGUUAUACAAAUUGACGAAGCUGCUCUUCGGGAGGGCUUGCCUCUUCGCAAGUCAGAGCAGGCUUUCUAUUUGGACUGGGCUGUUCACUCCUUCAGAAUCACCAACUGUGGUGUCCAAGACACUACACAGAUUCACACCCACAUGUGCUAUUCAAACUUCAACGACAUCAUUCACUCAAUCAUUGACAUGGAUGCUGAUGUGAUCACAAUCGAGAACUCCCGCUCCGACGAGAAGCUCCUGUCAGUGUUCCGUGAGGGAGUGAAGUAUGGUGCUGGAAUUGGCCCGGGUGUCUACGACAUCCAUUCUCCGAGGAUCCCAUCCACGGAAGAGAUUGCCGAUCGCAUCAACAAAAUGCUUGCAGUGCUUGAGAUGAACAUUCUCUGGGUGAACCCUGACUGUGGGCUGAAAACCCGGAAAUACGCCGAGGUCAAGCCUGCCCUCACCAACAUGGUUGAAGCUGCCAAGCUUCUCCGCAAGCAGCUCGCCAGUGCCAAAUAAACUCGGCACUCUAGAUUUAUCCUUCUGAUCCUCAUCAGUUUUUAGCUAGAAAACCAAAAUCAUUUAAUAAGAUAUUCAUCAGCGUCGCGCUAGCAUUGUCAAAUAUGUUUGUGUCGGCAAUUUCAUGCCUGUCAUUGUUUUCGCUUUGUGUCGGCAAUUUCAUACCUGCCAUUGUUUUCUCUUUGAGCUGUUUUAUGUACUUUGAUCAAUUUGAAUGGUGAAGAAAGAAGUAUUUUGUUGCAUUUGCAUCAA
This is a messenger RNA of Dioscorea cayenensis subsp. rotundata (Guinea yam), 2676 nucleotides long. RefSeq names its product 5-methyltetrahydropteroyltriglutamate--homocysteine methyltransferase 1-like. Gene Ontology annotation, molecular function: zinc ion binding; 5-methyltetrahydropteroyltriglutamate-homocysteine S-methyltransferase activity. The transcript is spliced from 14 exons. The coding region runs from base 127 to 2424 and encodes 765 amino acids. NCBI's taxonomy places the organism in Eukaryota, Viridiplantae, Streptophyta, Magnoliopsida, Dioscoreales, Dioscoreaceae. The record is from RefSeq and is a predicted model, not a curated record.